AUGUCUUUUCAACGUGUUGGCCUGCGCUUUGCGCAGCAGCUACGUCCCUUAACAUUCCGACCUGUCCUUCGAUCGACCCUACAACGACGACUCGCCAGCAGCACCCCUCCACCUCCAGGUCAGGGAGGAACCAAACUGGUCGGAACCGCCGAUAAUGCUUUCAACCGAGAAAGAGCUGCUGUAAAAGCUCAUGCUGCUGCUACCAGUGAUCUCUGGCGUAAGCUUGCGAUGUAUGUCGUCAUUCCCUGCCUGAUCCUCGGAAGCAUCAACGCCUGGAACCUGUGGAACGAGCAUUGGGAGCACUGGAAACAUCUGCCACCUUUGGAAGAACGAGUUGAAUAUCCAUACCAGAAUAUCCGAACAAGGAACUUCUUCUGGGGAGACGGUGACAAGACUCUGUUCUGGAAUGACAAGGUCAACUACCACAAGAAAGACAAGCAAACCUAA
This is a messenger RNA of Rhinocladiella mackenziei CBS 650.93, 447 nucleotides long. RefSeq lists its product as uncharacterized. The coding region runs from base 1 to 447 and encodes 148 amino acids. Gene Ontology annotation, molecular function: enzyme regulator activity. The record is from RefSeq and is a predicted model, not a curated record. Gene Ontology annotation, biological process: mitochondrial electron transport, cytochrome c to oxygen. The transcript has 4 exons. Gene Ontology annotation, cellular component: mitochondrial inner membrane. NCBI's taxonomy places the organism in Eukaryota, Fungi, Ascomycota, Eurotiomycetes, Chaetothyriales, Herpotrichiellaceae.